GCUGUCUCUCAACAAUACUGAACCUUCUUGAGUUCUACCUAGGCUCUCAUAGUCGGCCAUCCGGAAUAGCUGGCCACUUCACAAAAAAGACUCAAAAGUUCAUAAGAUCCCUGAAUAUCUGCUUUCACUUAUCGAAUCUCAAAUUUCAUUUUAUCGAUUCAAACAACUGCCUUUUUAAUUCUCUUCUAGACAUGAUAAUCCCUCCAUGAAUCGGGCUGGAGUUGAUAUGCCACGAGAGGAGGUUACGGAGGCAGGGCCUCUGCGUCCGCAGUAUCCGGGCGAUGAUACACGGCCAACCAGCAAGAUGGAGCUCGCAGGAUGGUAUAGCUACAGCUGGGCGGCGGAGGUUUUUACGGUGUGUGCUAUGGGCUCUUUUCUCCCCAUUACGUUGGAACAAAUGUCCCGAGAUCGUGGUGUUCUCUUGUCGGACAAGGUCACUCCAUGUACUGCAUCCUGGAAGCCUUCCCAGCAAACAUCGAUACAUGAGAAGCCAGAUGUGCCAGGUUCCAGCCAGUGUGUGAUUUAUAUACUUGGCUUGGAAAUAAACACCGCAAGCUUCGCAAUGUAUACGUUCUCAGUGAGUGUACUUAUCCAAGCGAUUUUGAUCAUAUCAAUGUCAGGUGCUGCAGACCACGGAAGCUAUCGCAAAAUGUUCUUGGUGACAUUCGCCUUUAUUGGGUCCAUUUCCAUGAUGUUAUUUCUGUCUGUGGCACCAAAGGCUUAUCUUCUUGGUGGGCUAUUGGCAAUAAUAGCCAAUACCUGUUUUGGGGCGUCAUUUGUGCUCUUGAACUCGUUUUUGCCCCUUCUAGUCCGCCAUCACCCGUCUGUACUGGGCAGCAAAGCUAGUGAAGUCCUACCAUCUGCUCGCCAUCCUUCGCCUGCCUUUAGCAAUGACGGACCCCAGAUCAACGAUGCAACGUCAUCAUUACUCCGACAUGACCAAACCGAUGGAACAAAAUUAGCAUUGGGUUCGACCAACCCUACGGGUAUCUCUCAAGCGCUGAAUAUCUCUACUCAGAUAUCCUCUUAUGGAAUUGGUAUAGGCUAUAUUAGUGCAGUGAUUCUGCAAAUAAUAUCUAUCCUUGUCGUCAUCAGUACCCACCAGACUACGUUCUCGCUGCGCCUUGCCCUAUUUCUGGUUGGUGUGUGGUGGUUCGUGUUCACCAUACCGGCAUCACUUUGGCUCCGUUCUCGUCCAGGUCCGCCAUUGCCACCUGCUCGUGAUGGGAAGCAUCGUCGCUCAUGGCUUGGCUACAUGGCCUAUGCUUGGAGGUCGCUCGCUAGGACAGCAAUGCGAACUCGACACCUGAAAGACAUUAUGUUGUUCCUGGCCGCCUGGUUCCUUCUCAGUGAUGGCAUUGCUACUGUCAGUGGAACAGCCGUGCUCUUUGCAAAAACACAGCUCAACAUGCAGCCUGCGGCAUUGGGCAUGAUCAACGUGAUCGCCAUGUCCUCAGGAUUGCUUGGUGCAUUCGGUUGGAGCUACGUGUCGCGGUUGUUAAAUCUACGAGCCUCGCAAACCAUAAUCGCAUGCAUUAUUCUUUUCGAGGCGGUUCCACUUUAUGGUCUCUUGGGUUUCAUACCGACUAUCAAGGCAAUGGGAUUCCUUGGCCUUCAACAGCCAUGGGAAAUGUUUCCGCUAGGUGCUGUAUACGGGCUUGUUAUGGGCGGGCUAUCGUCAUAUUGUCGAAGCUUCUUCGGGGAACUGAUUCCCCCGGGCUAUGAAGCAGCGUUUUAUGCCCUUUAUGCCAUAACCGACAAGGGCUCGAGUAUCUUUGGGCCCGCGAUUGUUGGCCUCAUCACCGACCGCUACGGGGAAAUUCGACCCGCGUUCGUGUUUUUGGCAGUUCUCGUAUUCCUUCCACUGCCACUUAUGCUUCUCGUGGAUGUGGAACGAGGUAAACGCGAUGCACUUGAACUGGCCGCAGAACUAGGUGGUAGGCAGGACGUCGAUGCAUCUGGGUAUGGGACUAUCCCUCACAUGGAUCCCCUAUACGAGAACGAAGUGGUGGACCAGUAAAAGGAAAUAUAAAAGAAGUCUGAUGGGUGGGUGUCUACUUGACGACUAUUGUACGACAGACAUUGUCUUCAUGCGUCUCACAGUACGAGUACUGGGUUUUUAUCUUGCCUGCAGAGUAAAAAUAUACUUCGAGGUUCAAAUACCCGUGAAUAAAACUCAUGGCAGGAAAACUAUAUCGAUAUUCAUCACAGCCUACUUUAGAUGUCCAUUUCUCGCUUGGAUGCUCUAUACCACAGAUCUUUUUCAUUCCUACUACCUAGCUAGGGUCCUAUACAAUAUGCCUUCUGUACUCUGUAGGUAUCUAGACUACUACAUCAUUACGUAUGGGCGGAGCAUAAAAAUCGACGGUGU
Messenger RNA from Aspergillus wentii DTO 134E9, 2371 nucleotides. Its product is annotated as MFS transporter. Gene Ontology annotation, biological process: amino acid transmembrane export from vacuole. The record is from RefSeq and is a predicted model, not a curated record. Bases 206 to 2020 code for a protein of 604 amino acids. Lineage: Eukaryota; Fungi; Ascomycota; Eurotiomycetes; Eurotiales; Aspergillaceae. The transcript has 5 exons.